Messenger RNA from Penicillium digitatum Pd1, 1296 nucleotides. RefSeq names its product phosphoesterase superfamily protein. Gene Ontology annotation, molecular function: hydrolase activity, acting on ester bonds. Lineage: Eukaryota; Fungi; Ascomycota; Eurotiomycetes; Eurotiales; Aspergillaceae. Gene Ontology annotation, biological process: phospholipid catabolic process. The record is from RefSeq and is a predicted model, not a curated record.
AUGCACCCCAGCGCCCUUCUCGGCCUUUUGGCCCUUGCCAGUGCUGCCUUGGCUAUCCCUGCAAAUUCAAAACAGGCUCAUUCCGCCUCCUCCAUCAAGAACUUGAAGUCCAGAAUUAAGAAUGUUGUCGUCUUGUGCAUGGAAAACCGAUCGAUUGACAACAUCCUCGGAGGGCAGACCAUCAAAGGUCUGGAAAACCCUAUCAACAAUGGGCCUUAUUGCAACCCAUACAAUGUAACCGAUCCUUCGCAGGGGUUUCAUUGUACCGCUCCGAGGGACUAUAACUCUGUCACCAGUGAUCCCAGCCAUGCUGUCACUGGCAACACCAUGGAGUUCUACGGUGAAUGGACACCUGAUAACACACUGAUUGCAGAGGGCAAGCUAGUCCCGAAUAACAAUGGAUUUAUCCACGAACAGAUUCACAAUUACGGUUCCUCUGUCAAUCAGUCUGUGCUGGCCACCGAGGUCAUGAACUACUACACCGAAGACCAGGUCCCCGUUUUGACAGCUCUGGUCAACCACUUCGUGACCUUCAACCACUGGCACUCCGAUCUUGCCGGGCCCACCGAUCCUAACCGCGUCGCACUGCGGUCCAUCUUCCAGCAGCUCGGCGAAACAAACCACACGUGGCUCAAUUACUGGGACCCCGCGGGCGGGACCGGUCCCGAGUCCCACUGGUUCGAGUGGACCAAAACCUCCGGCAACACCGAGAAGGUCGUACCGAUCACGAACUUCUACGCCGACGCCGCGAAAGGCACUCUACCCGAGUUCUCCUACCUCAACCCCUCGUGCUGUGGCGUCGGCACGAAUUCCAUGCACGACAGCGGCUUGAUCUCCGACGGCGAGGCCUUCAUCAAGAGGGUGUACGAGGCUCUCCGUGCUAGUCCCCAGUGGGGGGAAUCUCUCUUCAUUCUCACCUUCGAUGAGACGGGUGGUUUCCACGACCACGUCCCGCCCCCGCUGGCAACUCGUCCCGAUAACCUGACGUACACGGAAAAGACCGCCAACGGGGAAGAGUAUACCUAUGAAUUCAACCGUCUGGGUGGCCGGAUUCCCACCCUUUUGAUCUCGCCCUGGGUUAGCAAGGGAUUCAUCGAGCAGAAGGGGACGGAUGCCGAGGGUCGGACUGUUUCUUACUCGGCGUCUUCGAUUCUCCGGACCCUAGGCUACCUGUGGGAUUUCGAGCCGUUCAACCCCCGCGUUGGGGAUUCGGCUUCCUUUGAGCAUCUGAUUCGGUCUAAGCCUCGCACGAAUGCUCCGUCGACCCUGCCGGAUCCUGCGUCGUUCACUUUGUGA